UAAGAUAACCGUUAGCUUACAGCAGUCUCACAAUCAAGAAGCCGCCAACAGGUGCCAGAGCUGUAUACAGGCGCGUUUCAGGCCCUUAAUGCCGCCUGAGGCGGCGUUCGAAAUGUGCAUUGCUAGUGCAGAGAGCGAAAUUGCGUUUGAAAAGCCAAAUUUCAGGUUUAAAAACCGUAAAUUCGGCUCUUAAAGUUACCAGGAGCGGCGUUUUGCCGCCCCAUGUAACUUCUGGGCAGCUGCCGUCUGAGGUACAUAUUGAGGCCUAAAUGGUCUAAUUGAUUUAAAAAGCGCAGUUGCGCACCUUUUAUUAUUCAGGGUAAACCGUUGGCAACAUAAGAGGCAAUUGGUGGCAGCCGCAGAUAUGCCAAAAUUGUGAAUACGGUGCAGCAUGGAUACAAGUAGAAAAUGUAUCACUUCUGCAGCGACAACCUAGCGCUUAAAUCACUUCAUUUCUGUAACUGCUCCAUCCUUCCGGCGAACCAACUAAAUCCCGCCCCAAUCGUUCCUAUUGGUCAAUUGGCCUAGGCUGUGCCUCGUCGGUGACGCUACUCCAAACCGCGGCCUACAGGAGCCUGUCUGUUGUCUUGAGCGUCACUUUUGUUAUUGUCACUAUUAGCUGCCAGAGAAGCAUCCCUGUGAUCCGUCCUCUUGUUAAAUGAAAUCUGCCUGUCACAAGAGAAAAUUCAAAUCUGCAUUCUGAUAGUAUGUCAUGAUGGAAGAAAGAAAUACUUCUAAAGAAGUGUCUGAUGUACUUCGACUCAAUGUGGGAGGCUGCUUUUUCACUGCAAGACGGGAAUCUCUUUGCCGCUUUAAAGACUCCAUGCUGUCUUCAAUGUUCAGUGGUCGUUUUCCACUAAAACUUGAUGAAUCUGAUUACCUGCAUGGGGAAGUCCGGAUUCCAGAAGAUGAACAGACAAGAACUGCUCUUCAGAAGGAGGCAGAUUACUUUGGAAUUCCAUAUCCUUACAAUCUGAACGGCCACUUAGCAAAUGAAAUGGAGACAUACUCGUUAAAAUCUAACUUAGAGUUAAAAAAGGUUUUGUUUGAUUUCUGUGAUUCCUAUAACCUCAUUUGCACAAAACCCACAGUGUGGGUGCUGCAUUACUUGCAUACCCGUGACUCAAGCUGUGAGAGUAAAGUGAUUGGGGUGUAUGCCACAAAGCAGCAUGGAAAGAUUGCACUUGAGGAACAGCUUGGAGACAGGAUUUAUUGUAGUAAUGUAUAUAAAAGGGAAGCUGGAUGUAACAUUCAGUAUAUUCUCAGAUACUGCAGUGCAUCUGAACUUAAAAACACGAUGGAUGCUUAUGAGGCCUGGAAGGGAAGAGGUUUCCGUUUUUGGCGUGUUCCUCAGGAACUAAUUGAGUGUUGGACUCUUCAAGAACGUUCAAUACAAGGCAAUGAACAGAAUAUGGCUCCUGUGAAAAGAAGGAGACUGGUGGAAUAUGCAGAUGAAAGAGAAGAAAAUACAUUGAUAUCCAAGGCAGGUCCCAAACCCAUCAGGUAUUCUGGCCCAUCUACAAAUACGCAGAUCCGAAUCAAGAGCUCGUUGAAAUCUGUUAAAAAGGGGGUGACAUCAGAAUCUACAGAUGAGAUCACACAAAAUACAUCAAAUAUGGGUUUUUUAGGCUUUGAAAGAACAGAGUCAAAAUAUAAAAAAAACAGUUAUGACUUGGGGAUUCCUAACCAAAAACACAAACAGUUGGCAGAAUCUAUAACUGACCCCAAUGGCAGAAGAAAGGAAACCCAGGUUGACACAAAGAGUUUGACAUCAAGCCGUGUUAUUAAACUAAAGAGGACUUCUCUAAACCGAACAGCAACAUCUGCAAGUGAACUCUUUCCAGUGGAUAAACAAUAGUUUCCAAUGCCCAAAUGUUACCAAGAUAAUACAAAAUAUAUUUUUUUUAUAUAAUUUAAUACUACAAAGGUGCCAUUAAAGCAGUACAUUUUGGACUUAAAAAA
Messenger RNA from Xenopus laevis (African clawed frog), 1962 nucleotides. RefSeq names its product potassium channel tetramerization domain containing 18 S homeolog (gene kctd18.S). The transcript is spliced from 8 exons. NCBI's taxonomy places the organism in Eukaryota, Metazoa, Chordata, Amphibia, Anura, Pipidae. The record is from RefSeq and is a predicted model, not a curated record. Gene Ontology annotation, biological process: protein homooligomerization. The coding region runs from base 713 to 1858 and encodes 381 amino acids.